AUGCUAGCCGGCGAUGGGUCUAAGCGGGGAACGAGCAGUGUAUUGACGCUUCUCCACAGAUCUACUCUGCAGGAUGAUAUUUUUACUAAUAAAAAAGGCUGCACGAAUAAGAGGGUUGAAAGGCGUCCAUUGGUUUAUACGAAUAUUAGCUAUCAUCCUCGGUUCUCGCUCGAGAGGCAGAGAACGGUGGUCCUGUUCCAAGCGCCUCGCGAGCAAUUCUAG
Molecule: messenger RNA, 222 nt
Organism: Parascedosporium putredinis
Lineage: Eukaryota; Fungi; Ascomycota; Sordariomycetes; Microascales; Microascaceae
Source: the annotation of a GenBank genome assembly